This is a messenger RNA of Seminavis robusta, 3555 nucleotides long. Lineage: Eukaryota; Bacillariophyta; Bacillariophyceae; Naviculales; Naviculaceae. The record is from the annotation of a GenBank genome assembly.
AUGACGACUCUUCGAAUGAUGGAUGUCCGCAGCAAUAGCAACACUCCGCAAGCGCAAGUGCACACUCCCCUGUUGUUGUCGUCGUCAAAACCAAAACGGCACAACUCUCCCACUCCGCCAUCUCGGCAAGGCAGUAUGAAACGGAUUCGUCGACGUACCAAACGCAACGACAGUGGACUGAGCAUGCGUCGUUCGAUUAGUCAUCCACCGUCCCGUCGCGAAUCGUUCAUUCCCAAAGUCAAGAAAGCAUUGCAGCCAUUGUUGGGUGGUAGUAGCAAAACAAAAGACAGAAACAAGAAUACUACUGCUACUACUGGUAGUGCUAGUGCCAGUAGUAGUAGUAGCAACAGUGACAGCGACAUUGACAACAGCACUACCGACUUGGAAGCGGGAUGUCCCACAUCCGAAGGUCCUCGUUGUGCUUCCUUAUUGCACAAGAAGAAUGACGAUCAUCCCGCACAAUUCACAACGACAAGACGAUCUACCAAUACUACAACCAAAUGCCCCACCAAUUGCUAUUAUUGGGCGGCCGAUCCAUGGCUCCGCUGCCGUCAUGAUUGGACCGAAUUUUGGCACGUCCUUCCACUCAUGGUCAAAGUUUCUGUAGGAGUCCACUUCUUGACGUGUCUCUAUUGUGUCACCAGUUUGUAUCACUAUCAAACGUCCUUGAUUGGCAGUCUGGGAGCACUCUUUGUCACGACUCUCGUGGCAAGCGCCUUGGUAACGUCCUCUCUCGUCGCUGCUGCUGCCUUUCGCACGGCCCAUUUGGAAUGGAUGGAAAUGAUGGAUCAACAAAUCAAAAGUCGUGCCAUUUUAACGUCCCUCUAUCCGACACGAGUUCUGGAACAAAUGUAUCUCGACAUUACACCGGAACAAUUGGCACUGGCACAAGAACAAAUCCAAUCCCAUCUCGAUCAAACAUUGGCCACAUCCUCUUCUUCUUCCUUACUGCAUCAUGCGACUGGCGAUGAUCCAACUGGCCAACAGAGUCAACGAGAAAUGAGCGACGAAUCGAUCAUGUUUCAUCAAGAACAAGAGCAAGAAAAACUACUACAAGAACGACAAUUUAGAAAGGAGUCCUUUCACAAUUCCGUCAAUAGUCUCGUGGACAAUGUGCACGACAGCAGUCGCUCUCUACUAUCGUUGGACAGAAACACGAAUACGACUACUAAUAAUUGGGGAGACACGACACUCCAUACGAGCAACAACAACAACAAUAACAAUCAUCUGAGUAGUAGGAGUGGACGAUCCACUCCGGCACAUUCCGACGAUGAAGAUGACGACGGUGACGACGAACCCGUCAAUUCUGUUAAGAAAACCACAGUGGAUCGCACCAGUUUGGGUUAUGGUGAUGACGAACCACCCAAACUCAUGGCGCCGCCACUGGCUGCUCGUCCUCCUCCUUCUCCUCGUCAUCAUCACACGGACACGUGUCCAACCACAAGCACCACCACCAGUACCAAUACAGAAAUGAUUUGCAUUCGGCGCAAUUCGCUGACACUUCGUCGCAAAAGCAUGACACGACGGGCUACCAUGGGGAUCCAACCACGCCGAACGUCGAGUAGUUUUCGACGACGAUCGUCCGUGGGAUCUACUAAAAGUGUCAGUUCGAAUGCAUCGUCGGCUACUACGGGACGACCCAUUCAAGAACGAUUCGAUCCAACGACGGUACUCUUUGCCGAUAUUGCUGGAUUUACACAAUGGUGUUCGGAACGAGAACCGUGUCAUGUCUUUACAUUGCUCGAAGCGGUCUUUUUUGUGUUCGAUAAUCUGGCCAAACAAUUGUCCGUGUACAAAAUUGAAACGAUUGGUGAUUGCUACGUGGCCGUUACCGGAAUUCCCGAUUUGCUCGACGAUCAUUGUGUCGCCAUGGCGCUCUUUGCCUCGCAAAUCAUUUUGGAAUUUGAUCAAGUUGUUGAGGGAUUGGCAACCGAGGAUGGGUUGGGGUUGGAUACGGCGCUGCUAAGGUUGCGGGUGGGAUGUCACAGUGGGCCCGUCACGGCAGGAGUGCUCCGAGGUGAUAAAGGACGGUUUCAGCUCUUUGGAGAUACAGUCAACACGGCAGCCCGUAUGGAAUCGAACGGACAACCAGGAAGGGUUCAGAUCAGUGCACAAAUGGCCCAUGUACUGGCACUCGACGGAAAAUCGCAUUGGUACACGCCCCGACCCGACAAAAUCACAGCCAAAGGGAAAGGAGAGUUGCAAACGUACUGGUUGCAAGAUGAUCUCAUGGGACAGUACAAACGAGACCGUGAAAACAAAGUUCAGCUACAAAGGUCACUCUGGACCAACUUGGAAGAUGUCACCAAUCUGCAACAGCAACAGCUGAUCGACUGGAACAUUCAACAACUGGAAAUCUUAGUCAAGAAGAUUGUGGCCAUCAAUACGGCACACCAAAUGGAUGCUUCGCGCGACGAUCAAAUGGACGAUUGGGGUGGUCCUCUCCAUUACGAAGAACCGGAUGGAACCAUACUCGAUGAACUCAAAAUGACAACCAACAACAGCGGCAAUCUGAUACCGAUCAGCAAAAACACCAAUGUGAACUACGAAUCGGUCGUCUUGUCUCCCAAGGUCGCGACCGAACUUCGCGACUUUGUCAAAGCCAUUGCCGCAAACUUCCAAAACAACCCCUUCCAUAACUUCCAGCAUUCGUGUCACACGAUUCGAUCCAUCCUUCAGGUAAUGACAGAGCUCGAAAAGAGCAGCAGCAGUGCCAGCAACAACAACAACAGCGGCAGCAACAACACAGGUGGGAAACCUGCCACUGUCCUGUCACGAGAUCCGUUGGCGCAAUUCGUCCUUGUGUUAACGUGCAUGGUGCAAGACGUGGACAAUCCCGGUGUUACCAACGAACAGUUGAUGAAAGAAGAUUCCGACAUGGCCGAGUACUUCAACAAUACAUGUCUUCAACAACAAAAUGCGUUGGACGUGGCUUGGGAGCUCCUGGUGGGCGAAACUUGCGAAAACUUGCUCCUUGCAAUCUGCUCGCAUUCCGCCAUGGAAUUGGAUCGGUUUCGCAAGUACAUGGUCCAUGCAAUGAUGGCGACCGAUCUCGAAGAUCGCGACCUGAUGCUUGCCCGAUACAAACGCUGGAAUGAAGUUAGCAACCCGCACCACAGCACGAAUCGACGAAACAGCCUUUCAUCCUCUCCUCCAACAUGGCUGCAGAGCAUUGUGUGCAUCGAACAAGCGAUGCAAUUGGCCAAGCAAAUUCAUGCCGUACAAACUCCCGUCUUUUUCUCGCAGUGGAGCGACCGAUGCUUUCGAGAACAAUACCUGGCGUACAUCAAGGGUCGUCGGGAGCAGGAUCCAUGUCAGCACUACUACGAAGAUCAGUUGCGUUCCUUUCGCAGGGCAAUCGUGCCGCAGACGGAACGAUACAAUCGGAACUCUAGCAAUGGUGGACGCACUCUGAUGCUGUUGGGGACCUGCGAUGAGCUAACCCGACAAGCUCGACAGAACUUGGAAGAAUGGGAGCGCUCCGGGCAGAUGCGAGUUCAAGAAUUGGCUCGUGCGGCCAAGUACGAAUUCGGCGAGAAACAAACGUCCUCUUGA